Lichtheimia ornata is the source of this 1464-nucleotide messenger RNA. RefSeq lists its product as uncharacterized. The record is from RefSeq and is a predicted model, not a curated record. Gene Ontology annotation, molecular function: D-glucose binding; glucokinase activity; mannokinase activity. The transcript has 4 exons. Lineage: Eukaryota; Fungi; Mucoromycota; Mucoromycetes; Mucorales; Lichtheimiaceae. Gene Ontology annotation, cellular component: cytosol; mitochondrion. The coding region runs from base 1 to 1464 and encodes 487 amino acids. Gene Ontology annotation, biological process: glycolytic process; glucose 6-phosphate metabolic process; intracellular glucose homeostasis.
AUGGUUAUCCGCCGUGUCUCUGAAGCUGUCCCAGUGGCUGAUCCCAUUGGUGGUUCUCCCAAGCAAAAUGCUUACAUGCAAGGCAUUACUGAACAAUUCACCAUCUCUGAUGAUUAUUUGCAAAAGAUAUGUGAUCACUUCAUUGAGGAAAUGAACAAAGGUCUCAAUACGGAGGGACAUACAUUGGCCAUGAUUCCAUCUUACGUUGAAGGACGGCUUACAGGUCAAGAAAAGGGUCACUUUUUGGCGCUUGACUUGGGUGGCACGAAUCUUCGAGUGGUAUUGGUGACGCUGGAAGGAGAAGGCAAAUACACAACCAAGUAUUCCAAAUCUCGUGUGACAGAAGAUUUAAAGACUGGGCCCAUGCGUGCUCUUUGUGAUUACAUUGCUGAAUGCGUGGAUGACUUUUUGACACAAGAGGGCUUGACCAAUUCGGAAUAUACAUUGUACCUUGGCUACACCUUUUCAUUCCCUGUGCUUCAAUCCAAGAUCAAUCGUGGGAUUUUGAAAUCAUGGACCAAAGGAUUCAAUUGUUCGGGAGCCGUGGGCAAGGAUCCAGUGAUGUUAUUACAAGAUGCCCUUUUGAGGAAGAACGUACCCGUCAAAGUGUCUGCUUUGGUGAAUGACACGGUUGGCACGUUACUCUCCCAUGCGUAUCGGAACCCUAAUACAAGCAUCGGCAUGAUUCUUGGGACUGGAUCGAAUGGAGCGUAUAUUGAAAAGAUGAGCAAGAUUGGCAAAUGGAAAGGUGGCAAGACGACAAGUGAUGAAAUGAUUAUCAACAUGGAAUCGGGAGCAUUUGACAACGAACGUAUGGUGCUUCCAGUGACACCAUUUGACAACAAAGUGGAUCGACAAUCCAUCAAUCCCAACAGCCAAAUCUUUGAAAAGAUGAUAUCGGGCAUGUAUCUUGGAGAGAUCGCACGCAAUGUAUUAUUGGAUAUGAUGGAUCGCGAGAUUAUCUUUGGCCCUAUUGACAACCGUUUCGAUUGCAAGGCAUGGAGCAAAGAAAUAUCAGGUCACUAUGCGUUUGAAACGUCGUACAUGUCCGAGAUUGAAAAGGAUCCCACAGCUGACUUGAGCCAAACCAAAAACGUGCUUGAUCUCAACUUCAACAUGCGAGAUGUAUCGACGGUGGAAUGCAAAAUGAUUAAACGUGUAUGCGAAUUGGUGGGAACAAGAGCAGCCCAUUUAGCAGCAGCAUCGAUUGCAGCCAUUGUCAAGCAUUGUGGUGUCACGGAACAAGAGGGCACAGACGUGGGCAUCGAUGGAUCGCUGUUUGAAUUUUACCCUUCAUUCGAGGAUCGGAUCUAUGAAGCAUUGACCAAACUACUCCCAGAGUACAAGGAUGUGCGUAAAACAGUACGAUUGGGUCUGGCCAAGGAUGGAAGCGGUGUAGGUGCCGCCCUGACAGCAUGCGUAGCAGCAGCCAUGGAACAACGCCAAUCUGGUACCAUUGCCUAA